This is a messenger RNA of Sphaerulina musiva SO2202, 2716 nucleotides long. RefSeq lists its product as uncharacterized. The record is from RefSeq and is a predicted model, not a curated record. Lineage: Eukaryota; Fungi; Ascomycota; Dothideomycetes; Mycosphaerellales; Mycosphaerellaceae. The coding region runs from base 37 to 1674 and encodes 545 amino acids. The transcript has a single exon.
GAACUUUCGAGAUUGUGGUUGGAUAAUGUUACGACGAUGGCGAUUUCGUUCAUUCCCGUGGACGACGACAGCACGAGUGGUGGAAUUACGCUCGAGGAGGAUAAUUUGGUGAAGAUGGAGGCGGGAAGGUAUCGAUUUCGGGCGAAAUUUGAUUAUCCUCAAUUGGAGCAAUUGGAUGGGAGUCAGGUGUUGAAUGAAAACGCCCAAAGUCUUCUUCUGGAACAAGAAGGAGGAGAAGAUGCGGAAAAGGUGAAAUCUCUCACGUUUUUGUCGUAUUCGAAUAAAUUGUUGGCGGGAGCGUGGCGGUUCUUGACGUACUUUGGCCGCGACUCCAUGAUUGCCACGCUGUUACUUGCACCCGUCUUGUCUGAAGGCCAAGGGGGCGCCAUCGAGGCUGUCAUCGGAUCGGUUCUCGAACGACUCAAUCAGACUUCGGGUGUGGUGUGUCAUGAAGAGACGAUUGGCGACUAUGCGACAUUCUUGAGCAUUCAGCAGACGGGCAUGGCGAGCACUGCUCCGGGAUGUAACUACGUGAUGGUCGACACGGACUACUAUCUGAUGCCUCUCUUGGAGAGGUACUUUCUCCAAUCCACCGUGGGCCAGCAAAGGACGUCAGAUUUUCUGAACACAGUUUCCACUCUCGACUUCGGUAACGCCGGCUUAACGUACGGAGAGCUCGCCCUGAUCAACGCCAAAACGAUCAUGACCAAUACCGCUUCUUUUGCCAGCGAUGGCGGACAAAUCAAAGAGAAUCUCAUCCAUCUCCGCGACGAUGUUCCCGUGGGAGAAUGGCGCGACAGCAACACUGGCAUCGGUAGUGGUCGCAUCCCCUACGACAUCAACACCGCCCUCGUCCCUGCUGCCCUGCGAUCCAUCUCCGCCCUUUCUGCCGCGGGCUGGUUUCCCGAUUAUCCUGAAUGGGCCGAUCUCGCAGCGCAGUACGCUCAAGUAUGGGAAGAUGACACCUUGGCAUUAUUCGAAGUCGUUAUUCCUUUUGCUGAAGCCAAAAACCUCGUGGAAGACUAUACCAACGCCGCUGGAAUGGGCUUCGCUUCGAGAUCUGAUCUGAUCCAGGGUGAUAUUGUAUUUCACGGCUUGGCUCUGGACGGGGGCAAUGAUCAAUCCAUCGUCAGAGUCAUGAAUACGGACGACUGUUUCCGUCUCUUCCUACUCAACACAACCAAUCAAGCCCAACUGACGGCCUUUGUCAACCAGACUGCAACAAACAUUCGAUCCCCGUUUCCCGUAGGUCUGCUCACGCCAGUCUCACUCGUCGUAGCCAACCCAGCAUACGGAGGAGAUCCCGUCUACGCCGCGAACUUCACCAACAGCGCAUACCACGGGACUGUCGUCUGGUCGUGGCAACUCAGCAUGAUGGCCGCUGGCCUUCAACGACAACUGGAGCGAUGCAUCACAAGUGAUGGUGCGAUAGUACCAGACUUUUGCAGCGAUGAAGUCGUGUACAAUAAUGUACGUGGUGCAAAUAACGAUCUGUGGGACAAUCUCGAAGCGAAUUCGGAACAUUUGAGCUCGGAAGUCUGGAGUUGGACAAUCAGUCCCGAGGGAGAGUUUGUGUUUGCGCCGUUGGGUGCACUUGCGCAGACGGAAAGUGAUAUUCGACAGUUGUGGUCGUUGACAUUUCUUGCUGUUCGGAGGGAUGACCGUUUUCGAUAGGGACUUGGCCCCCUUGACUGCUGCUGUUCAUUAUGCGCCGAAUGGGCUAGAAAUGCUGAAAUCUGGAUGGGCGCGAAACUGCUCGGUGAUGAAUCUAGUCGCGAGAACAUUUCCCCCCAUGAUAGGUAGUUUCUAUACAUGAGAAGCCAGCAAAAAUUCGGUCUAUGUUGUUGCCAUUUGGACCUUUUCUUUGAAUGUAAAGAACAUGAGUAGAAACCCUUCCAUUCCAGCGACUGACCCUUUCGGUAUCUGGUUCGGUAUCCGUUGCCGAACGUUGCUGUAUUUCCCAAUGCUGCGACUGUCGUGGACUUCUUCAUCAUCAUAGCCAGCCAAUCUCUUGCUCGCCAUUUACAAAAAAAGGCAUUGUCGGGUAUGAAGACCACCAGAUAGCAGCAAGAAACCCAUCGAUUCCGGAAUACGCUGUCCCUCAGAUAGACCUCUUGUUCGACCUUUUCCGAGGAUUCCCUCCCUCCCUCAUUAAUCCUCCUUCUUCUUCUCCCCCAACUCAAUCCCCAACUCCUCCAAAUACUCACUCACAACCUGCACAAUCACCCCAUGAUCCUGUUCCUGCUUCAACCCACUCACCACAAUCACCGCCACAACCCCUUCAACACCUUGCACUCUAACCGGCCAACCCCCACCAUGAAUCGCAUAUUCCCCCGCCUUUUCCAUCCCCAGCCCAAAUUUCGCCGCAAAAGCCCCCUCGUCCCCCGAGAAUUUAUUGUGCAUCCACCAUGUGGAAGCUCCAAACCUCAAGACCGUGUUGCGUUUGCGAAGCACCCAGGUGUCGUUGUCCGGGGCUGUGCCGGAGUGGGUUACGGCGUGGAAGAGACAGUGCGUGGAGUGUGCGAGACUGAUGUCUAUGACUGUGGGUUUGGAAAAGGCGAGGAGGCGCGUGCGGAGGAGGGAGCCGAGGACCCAGGCGGUGUGGGCUGUGAAGGUGGGGAAGGUGAGGGCGUUGUCGAUGGCGGAGAUUUCUUCGAGGGCGCGAGGGGGGAGGGGGAUGGUGGGUUCGGUGGACAUGGUUUUUGUUGUUGUUGUU